Messenger RNA from Drosophila subobscura, 935 nucleotides. RefSeq names its product distal membrane-arm assembly complex protein 2. Bases 49 to 906 code for a protein of 285 amino acids. NCBI's taxonomy places the organism in Eukaryota, Metazoa, Arthropoda, Insecta, Diptera, Drosophilidae. The record is from RefSeq and is a predicted model, not a curated record. The transcript has a single exon.
UCAGUUUAAUAAUUCUCUCGGCCGCUAAUAGUUUAAUUAAAGAAAAGCAUGUUGCACGGCAAUUCGCGACGUUUAAUGUCGCUGCUGGGGCGACAAGGGCGUCGCCUGGCGUCCGCACAGCCCACCAAUGUGCCGCAGCCCAACGAGGAGGUCAGCCACACGGUCAGAAGGAUUCGCGAGGAGCUAGCCUCCGACAAGCAGCGGCUAAAGUGGCGCACACCGAUUGGAGACAGGCCCGAGGAUUGGGGCAACAGCAAGCUCAAGCUGUUCUCCAACUCCGAGCAGAAUUCAGACUUCAUUGUGAUGAUGCAGCGGCCCAUAGAUCUGUCGCCGAAGAACAUGAAGCAGUGGUGGGCGAAUCGACAGGAGAAGAUCGAGCGGCACAUGCAACAGUUCAUCCCGGAGCGUCACAAGAUCCUGGGCGCAGAGCUAGCUGCGUCACAUUUCAUACUGUAUCGCGGCGGGGCAGCCAGGUUCGUCAACGAUCCGCGCUGGCAUCGGGCCACCGAAGAUGGCGAAUUUAGUUUGCCCAAUAAAUUCCAUCCCGGCUACAAGGUGGAGGCCCUGCGCUGCGACAACAUGGUGCUCUACUACGAGGGAUUGGAGAACUUGCGCUGCCUCGACCAGCUCAAGUUUCUCUCCUUUCACAAUGUGAAAACCUUCGACGACUGGUGCCUGGACAGGGUAUCAGGCGGCGAGUUCCCGCGUCUGGAAGUCCUGGACCUAUCUGGCACUGCAGUAACCACAGAUGGUCUCUCCUGUCUAUACCGUCUGCCGCAGCUAAAGCUUCUAAUCUUAGACGAUCCGAAGCAAACGCUGGAAAUGGAGUUGGCUGCGGCCAUGCUGGAGGUGGCUCUGUCCCCUCUCAAAGUUGUUGGAGCCGAUGCUAUACACCACCAUGGCUAAAUUUGUUAUUAUAUAAUUAAAUUAUAUAC